Messenger RNA from Mytilus trossulus (common blue mussel), 1576 nucleotides. RefSeq names its product neuromedin-K receptor-like. The coding region runs from base 1 to 1137 and encodes 378 amino acids. Gene Ontology annotation, molecular function: neuropeptide Y receptor activity; neuropeptide binding. NCBI's taxonomy places the organism in Eukaryota, Metazoa, Mollusca, Bivalvia, Mytilida, Mytilidae. Gene Ontology annotation, cellular component: neuron projection; plasma membrane. The record is from RefSeq and is a predicted model, not a curated record. The transcript is spliced from 4 exons. Gene Ontology annotation, biological process: G protein-coupled receptor signaling pathway.
AUGGAAUGGAAUAGAACAGAACCACUGGUCAACUCAACAAUAUCUGACCUAUACCCGGUACCAGUUGGUAUCAUUGCUUUGUUGGCAAUUUUAUAUGGAAGCAUUUCUGUCGCUGCUAUCAUUGGAAAUAGUUUGGUAAUAAGUGUCAUCAUCAUUAAUAAAAAGAUGCAAACAGUAACAAAUAUUUUCAUCGCAAAUUUAGCGUUCGCUGACGUCAUUUUGGGUAUGUUCACCAUUCCAUUUCAAUUCCAAGCGGCUUUAUUGCAGAGAUGGGUCGUUGCCGAUUUUAUGUGUUGGGUUGCACCUUUUGGCAAAGACUUAUCCGUAAAUAUAAGUAUUUUCACCUUAACGUGUAUUGCCAUAGAUAGAUAUAUAGCUGUACUGUAUCCAUUGAAAGCCGGUUUUAAGAAAUCUGUUGCCGCUGUGAUUUUAGUCUUUAUUUGGGUUUUUGGGACAGUUUCCAGCAUUCCUCAAGCACUGUAUAUGAAAGUCACUCAAGUUCCAGAGAACGCAACUGGAAAAACAAAACCGUUCUGUCGACCGUUUUUUCCGCAUAAAGAUUUUGGAAGAUACUAUUUUGUGUAUCUUUUAUGCAUACAGUACAUAUUACCACUGAUAGUUAUUAACUUCUCGUACAUAAGAAUAGCAUACAGAAUAUGGGGAACAAAAGCACCUGGGGAUUAUAUAAAUAGACGUGAUGACAUUCGUGCCAGGAACCGUAAGAAGGUUGUGAAGAUCCUGAUUAUUGUCGUCUGCCUGUUCGUCAUCUGUUGGCUACCAUUGCAGAUUUACAAUGUUGUGUCACAAGUGUACAGAGAAGUUAAUGACUACAAGUACAUCAACAUAAUCUGGUUCUGUUCCAAUUGGUUCGCAAUGAGUAACUCGUGUUAUAAUCCAUUCAUUUAUGGUCUUCUUAAUGAUAAAUUUAAACGAGCAUUUCGACGAAUAUUUUGGAAAUGUUGUCGAAAACUGUACAAAGACCACGAGUUUCCUGAUUUCUCUGAUGACAUGACCAUACGGACGAGUUUCAUACACAACGGGAAAUAUAGAACAUCAAUGAAUGGGUCAAUGUAUUCUAGACAUCACCGGAGAUCGACAAAGUUAUCGAUAGAAAAUGUCGACCCUGCGAUGGUCUGACUAUUAUGCAAAUAGACAACAACGGGUCAACUGAUAUUGAUACGACCAAAAGCCAAUAGUGCAAGCAUUGGUUUGGAUGAUGGACAUAAGAAGUCCAUCCUGGUAGAAGUUUAGAGGCAUUAAACUUAUUUGACAAUCGAGAACGACGGUUGAAUGAUAACCGAGUCACAAGAUCAAUCUGAAAGUGCACCUUCCUGUAAAUAAUUAACACCCACUGUAUAUUAGACUAAAAAUGUAGGUUUUGAAAUUCUAUGAGAAUGAUUUGAUCAUAAUUGCAUAACGACGGAGCCAGUAUUUCUUUGGGUUAAUGAAAGCAAACCCUUCUUGCGUGUUAUAACAUUGAUACUGUAAAAUUUAUAUAAAUGUUUAUAACACGUCAUCAGAUUGGAGCUCAUCACCAUCAAAGAGUUUUAUUUCACAUGUAUGUUGCACGUAUAUU